This is a messenger RNA of Phytomonas sp. EM1, 812 nucleotides long. The record is from the annotation of a GenBank genome assembly. Lineage: Eukaryota; Euglenozoa; Kinetoplastea; Trypanosomatida; Trypanosomatidae.
GUUCGUAAUAUGUGUAUUUGAACUAAAAGGUAAGACAAGAGUGGUAAUGCGCAAAAUUCCCGCACAGCAUCUUGUGCAGCGCGUCGUUCUCAACAAACCACGUCCCCACAUUCCGUUUCUUUCGGACAACUUAGAGGAGUACUUAAAGCGAUACUGGGCAAUAGUGUUUACGGUGGGAUCACGGCAGAUUGAAACCGGCCACAUGCGGCACUACCUGUCGUGGUAUUGUACGCGACUAAAGGUUGUGGAACUCGAUCACCAUCUCCAUGCCUUGACAUUGCGGAAUCAGAUCGCGGCUCACACCACCACUAGGGAUUUACCGGUUCUCUUUGUCAAUAAAAGGGUUGUUGGAACCAUUGAGGAAGUGCGCCAGUUGGAGGAAAAAAAACUUUUGAAGGAUCUCCUUCAGUUUGGAUUUCAGUGGAACACAGCGCCUAACCUUGGAGGGGCUCCGCAGCCAUUGAAUACACUGCCCUCGGCGUAUGGGGAUGUGGAGCUUUUCCGAGGACGCUACCGUGGUACUCCAGUUGCUCGGCCUGUGGUGCGGCUUCCCUCUUUGCAUCCUUUUAACUCCGAAGGAGAUGACCUUUGAAGUUUUUCUUCCACUUUUUAUGAUUUACCUUCCAAAGUGGAUGUCUUUGAUGCGUUUUCUGUGAUACCCAAGCAUCACCUGGUCGCUGUACAUUCAUGGCUAGCGACACAUAGCCUUUGAUGGUGGUCACUAGAGAAAUUCUAGGGGGAAAACACCGUUCAAACGUAGUGAGGGGGCUCAGCAUUGUUCCAAUGUGGUAUGCUGUUGUGUAUUAGGUUAU